Prunus persica (peach) is the source of this 1498-nucleotide messenger RNA. Its product is annotated as structure-specific endonuclease subunit SLX1. Gene Ontology annotation, biological process: double-strand break repair via homologous recombination. Lineage: Eukaryota; Viridiplantae; Streptophyta; Magnoliopsida; Rosales; Rosaceae. Gene Ontology annotation, molecular function: 5'-flap endonuclease activity; crossover junction DNA endonuclease activity. Gene Ontology annotation, cellular component: Slx1-Slx4 complex. The coding region runs from base 201 to 902 and encodes 233 amino acids. The transcript is spliced from 4 exons. The record is from RefSeq and is a predicted model, not a curated record.
CGGUAACAUUUGUUUUGGUUGAUCAAGAAACAACCGUCCGCGUGGCAAAAACUUGGCCACUCUCCAAGUACCACCCCAAGAUCCUGACCGUAGAAAAUGGAAUCUGAGGCGUAGAGUUCAAACAGUGAAAUAAGGGUUAAUAUAUUCCAACGGUCGAAUUGGAUUGACUGCAUUUUAAUAAGAUACGCCUGAAAAGAGAGAUGGGGCAGAGAAGAAAGAUUGGUUCAGAAAUCCCAGAAACCCUAAUCGCGGAGGAGCAAGAAGCAGAAGAAGGACGAUUCUUCGCAUGCUAUCUGUUGAGCUCUCGCAGCCCCCGCUACAAAGGCCACACCUAUAUUGGAUUCACAGUGAACCCACGGCGUCGUAUAAGACAGCACAAUGGUGAAAUAGCGCAAGGUGCUUGGAGAACGAAGCGGAAGCGUCCAUGGGAGAUGGUGUUGUGCAUCUAUGGUUUCCCAACUAACGUUUCUGCUCUCCAGUUUGAAUGGGCCUGGCAGCACCCAACUGUAUCAAAGGCGGUUAGGCAGGCUGCUGCAGGCUUUAAAUCACCGCGAGGGCUUGUCAGUAAGAUCAAACUUGCAUACACCAUGCUCACUCUCCCUCCUUGGCAGAGCUUGAACAUCACUGUAAAAUUCUUUUCAACCCAGUACACCAAACAUUCUGCUGGUUGUCCACGACUUCCGGAACAGAUGAAGGUCAAAGUCUGCUCUAUGGAUGAGCUUCCUUCCUGUACUAAACCGUCUGAUGACCUUUUGGAAAAUGAAGAUGAGUGGUGUCAUGAAAGGGAAUGUGAUGAAGAUAUGAAUUCCAGUACACUACCCGAAGAAACAUUAUUGGACUUCAGGACUCAUAAUUCAGCAGAUGAUCAGCAGAGUGAUAGUGGCAUUAGAAUGAAUGAAUGAAGUACAUGGAUGCAGUAAGGAAGUAGGAGAAGAUGAGUGCUAUAAUGGAAAAGAAUGUGAUGAAGCUAUGAAAGAUGGUACAUGACAGAAGAAACAUUAUCAGAUCUUAUAGUUCAAAGUUCAGCAUAUGAUCAGCAGGAUGAUACUGGCAAGAUAAUUAACGAAGCAUAUGGAUGCAGUGAAGUAGUAGGAGAGGAUUGUACAGAGCAAUUUGGUUUUAUGGCAUCGCCAGUGAGAACGCCAUCUUCAAAUGGCACUACCUCAUUUGACACAGAAGUAACUAAAGAUAUAGGUUUGUGUAGAUCUUCUGAUGACAUGAGUGUUGAUUUGGGCCGACCUGCAAGGGAAUAAUCGACAGCUAUAGUUGCAGACGAUGAUCAGUCUCCCAGCAGAAGCUAUCUCCGGCCUUGUGGAGCUGAGGUAAUAGAUUUGACAACCCCUGCUCCCCUAUGCAGAAGCCAUUUAAUAUGUUUGAUGAUUUUAUGGUUUGGUCGAAUAAUUUAGAGGAAUUUGUAAUAUAUAGUAAUAGCCUUCUGGUUCAAGUCUUACAGUUUGAAUGAAAUAAAAGAUCUUUUUUACUCACUUCAAUGAAUUAA